Messenger RNA from Dovyalis caffra, 6537 nucleotides. The record is from the annotation of a GenBank genome assembly. NCBI's taxonomy places the organism in Eukaryota, Viridiplantae, Streptophyta, Magnoliopsida, Malpighiales, Salicaceae.
AUGGAUGACUCAUCAUGGCAAGUCAAACGUAGCUCUGCUACAUUGCAGCAACCUUUAAUGGCUUCUUCUUCUUCUUCAACUCCGCAAGAAGCUAGAAACCAGCAUGCUUGGUUUGGAAAGUGGUCGCGGAGGUUUGGUGAUGAUACGGUUGAGUGUUAUUCGGCAGAGGGUGAGUGUAAAAACAGUGUAAGGGAGAAGGAGGAGAGGGUUUUCUCGGAAAGAAAAUUUGGUUGCAUUAUUGAAUUGUGCGAACCCAUUGUUUAUGUUAAUGUUAGUGGCUUCUGUGUUUAUACGCAGAUGGAGAUUAACUCAGGUCAGUAUUUUUAUCCGCUUGUUGGACAUGAUUUGAGGUCACAAGGACAUGGAAGGAUGCUGGAUUGUAUGGUUUCCAAUGUUUCCAAUUUAAGUUCCCAUUCAGGCAAUGUUGACCUUGGAAAUUCAUUUCUGGCUCUCCUAUCUGGCCCAGCAUCGUUUUUGCCUUGUGAUUUCCAGGAAUUACCAAGUUCCCAACAAGUUGGUACAUCUCAUAGAGUUCCUACUGAAGUCAAUAGUACAGCCUUUAGUGCUAUUGGAAGUCGGUUCCCAUUGACAUCGGGUAGGAUACCAUCAGAAAAUUUAAGCUAUCAAAACCAGAGAAAUGGAGCAGAUCCAGUUGUUUCAUCCAAGGCAGCAUCUGCUUGCCAUUCUGUUUUGCAACAUGGUCCUCAGGCUGCUAACUUUGCUAUCCAGAGUUCAGACCUGGCUAAGGCAGUCAUCCAUCACAAGAUAUCUGAUAUUGAGAAGGUAAAAGGUUCUUCUAAUCUGAGAGGGGUAUGGCGGAGUACUACCCCUGUGAAUGAUGUAAAGCUUCCGGAUACUAACUGUAAAAUGCCACAAAAAUUGCCAACAGAAGCAGAGUUUUCUGUUUCUAAGAAUUCAUCUGCUUUUUCUCGUCAGCACCCUCGUGUAUUUUGCUUGGGUAAAAGUGGGGAGCUACUUCUGAGCAGUACAGGACUCCCAGGCAUUCUUUGCUCAUGUCAUUGCUUCCACAUGUCUGUAUCCAAGUUUUGUGAGCAUUCAGGAUUAUGGAAUGUUAACCCUGGAACUGCUGUUCAUAUGGAUAGUGGAGAGACCAUUGCUCAGUGGCGUAAGCUAUACUUCCAGAAAUUUGGGAUCAGGGUUCCAGAAGAUCAGAGUGGGUGGGACUGGCCUGAAGGAUUACCCUUGACUGCUAGUUUGGUGCAAUCCAGUAUACCACUUUCCCUGUCCAAGAAUUCUGACUGCAAUCAUCUGGGUGGGUCUUCUGGAAGUUUAGUGAGGUGUGGACAGCCUAUUGACGGUGUUGUUUUUUCAAAGAAUCCCCUUACAGACAAGAACUCAAACGUGAAUUCAGUUAUUGAUGCUUUAGACAAACAAAAGAGAAAUGGUCAAGGUGGUAACAAAUUUCUUGGGUUGGUCGGAACUUUGCAAAGCAAUGUACAUGGUGUGGGGUAUAACGCACCACUUUCUGUGACAGAUAGCACUAUCUCUAGGUGUUCAACUAUUCCUGCUUUUGUUGGCAAAGGACCAGAGAAUGGUUGCCAGUCCAUAUCUGCAUAUAUUGAUAAUAUUUUGAAGAGUGGAAGUUUUUCAACUACCAAUUCUGUGCUUCAAAAUGCAAGAGCCCCCUUUAGAUGUUCUGAUGUCAGCAGAGCUAAAGAUGAAAAGGACUGUGUAAUUAUAGACAAGGAUACUGCUUCUUCCAGCAUAGAGUUGAGGCUUGGGCAACCACAUCAGCAGAGUCAGUCCUCAGGAAUUCCAUCUCUAUCAUCAGUGAGGCCACAAUCAUGCAACAUUCUUGUGAAUUCACAGAAGCCAAUUUCCAGAGAGCAGAUGAUUCAUUAUGUAACCAGUUGCGGGCGAGAAGAGGAAUCCAGACAAUGUCUUCCUUGUGUAGCUGGCCUGUCAAAUUCCACAAGAGAACGAGAGCAGUUGAACUAUGGACACUGUGCAAUCAAGAAUCUGAUGGAUGUUGGCAAACUAGAAAAAUUUAAAGGCGACGUGGCUAAGAGCACAGUGUUUUCACCAUUUAAACACUUUAAUAGUUCACUUGAGGGUAACUCACACUCUGGAUCUACUAAUAAUGUGUUCAAUAGCACCGAGCAAAACAUGCCUGAAACAUUAUGUAGGGAAACUCAUGCUGUCAAGUACGCAGGUGAUGACCCCUUGAAUGGUGGAAAUGGUUUAGAAAGGCAAAGGACUGACCCUGAGUUUGGUUUCUCUAGACCUAGAGACAUGGGUAAAGGUGUGGGGUGUCUUACCGGCAACUCUUUCUAUGAAACAAAUUCUGUGCCAAAAAUGCAUAAGUGGAAGAAAAAUCCAAGCUCUUCUGGAGUCAUAAAUGGAAACACUUGUGCUGGUUUUCCCACUAUGCAUGAAAAGGACCAACUUCCACAUUACUUGUCUAGCUUACCACUGGAUGCAUCUGAUGCUGGAAACUUGCCUACCUAUCUUGAUAAGGUUCCUUGUUUUGGUAGUAUUGAUCAUGUCUUCCCUGGAGCAUUGGGUUCAUCCAUGGGUUCUGGGCAAAUUUUGCCAUCACAAGCAGUUCCAAUAGGUUUCCCGUCGUCUGCUUCAACUUCCAUUUCAGGGCUGAAUCCAGCCUUGUUGAAACAAGAUGGAAUUGGUUUAAGCCCUUAUUUGCUUCACGAUAAUCUAAGAAUGCUUGCAUAUAGGCAGAUAUUGGAAUUAUCCAAGCAACAGCAUGAGAUGUCUUCCCUUGGAAAGAACCACGAACUUGAUAGACGUGUCAAACUACAGCAUUCUCUUUUUGAACCAUCAGCAUCUGGAUUACAAAGAUGCGAUACUAAUUUUAACAGCAAACAGGAUGAUUUUGAAGUUCCCAUGAAAUCAACCCAAUCUACUCUCACUGUUAAGAUGGGUGAUGAUGUUGCUAAAUGCACUCACGUGACAGGCAAGUGUAUGGAACUUUGGUAUACUAUUCAUGAAACAUGUUUGAACAACCGGUGCAAUUUCUCAACAUUGACAGCAGGAAUGCCAUUUUGUAGUAAAGAAAUUGACAAGCAGUGUCAACUUCCUCACAGUCAUCUUCAAAAUGAACAGCCCUUGUGGAGACUUGGCAGGAAUGAGCACAACAUCUCAGAUUCAAAUGAGUAUGAAAGUUGCUGUCAGAUGACUCAGUAUUUUCAAACUCACUGCAGCUGUGCAGCCCAUACAAACUGUUUAGGAGGGAAAUGCACAGGUGGUAAUAAUGCUAAUUUCUUCAGAGAACCAAUGAGAGGUGUUGGUGGAAAACUCCCUGCUUUGAUGGCUUCACAAAUUGUUAAAGAUAACAUCAUUCCACAUGAAAAUACUAUUUCCUUAGAUCACUGUGGAAAAGUGAAGGGGCACGCACCUAAGAACAUCAGUUGCACCUCUCAGUGGAAAGAUGUGCCAAGCAAGAUAAAAAAUGUCAGCCAAGUGGCACGCAUAGACCAAUCAGUUGGCAUCUUGGACAGAAGAGGACAUGAAUCAACUAAUCUUGGAGACACUGCUGCUAGGUGCUAUGGAGGAGCAGUGCACAUGGCUGACUCCUUCAGAGAGCAAGAAACAUCCAAUAUUUCUUCUGGAUGUUCAACCCCUGCUGUUACUCAGGAAUCAACUGAGGUUAACAAUGUGGAUACUUCAAUUGUUGUUGCUGGGAAUGCUAGCUGCAUGAAACAUCUUAUAGUUGAUGAAGGAUCAGGCAUUGAUAAAUGCUGCUCAUCAGAUGAUGCUCUUGAAAGUGACAGAAGUGCCAACUUCUGUGGCUCUAGUUGCCCGACAAGACUGUGGAAAGACAGAUCUUCUAAAGUCAUUAACAAUCAAUCAUCUCGUAGUCUUCUUGAUGAGGUUAAGCUCAUGGAUUCUUUGACAUGGAAGAGAGGCCGGAAUCAAAUCCAGGCUGAGAUUACUGUUCUUGAGAAAACCAACCAUCCACCCGAGUCUGAUAGGGGAUCCAAAACUGUGAAGAGGAAGAGAGAAAUGAAACUGGAUAUGCUGGAUGCAUCACUAGGUGCUGCUGGUCAUGCAGUGCAAGAUAAAUAUCCUGAGUGUGAUGAAACUGCUGAUCAGCAUUGUUUAUCCAAAGAUGUCCACAUGGUUUCAUCUGGCCAAGGAAUGCCUUGCAUUUCUCGUGUUUCCUCUAUAAAACCUAGUUCCAAUGAAAGGUCUAUGCUGUUGCUGUCCAAACCACUUUCUUGUAAGAGAGAUCUACAGAAACUCUAUAAUGGAAGGGACGGAGAGAAUGAUGACAGGACAGAAAUAAGCAAUACUGUCACCUCAUGCAAAAUUGAAGUUUCAGGAAGAAAGAAAUUCAGAAAGAGAGGGACUUCUGAUGGUUGCUCACAGUCUCAGACACUAGAACAAGCUUCUGCAGUUGGUGGAAAAACUAUGAACUGUGAUUCGGUGAGUUAUAUGAACGGAUCGUUGAGUCAACAGGUGAGCGAUUUUUACAGGAAGGCAAGGCCAGUGGUGUGUGGGAAGUAUGGUGAAAUAUCUAAUGGAGAAAUGUUUGGAGAUCUACCAAAGCCAGCUAAAAUUGUUCCUCUUGAUAGGAUACUUAGAGCUGCCAAAAAAUGCACUCCUCCCAAAAACAAAAAAUCUAGAAUAACUUCCACAAAGGAGUUGAAGAAGACAAGCUUUGGUGGGACUAAUGAGUGCUUUAAUAGAUUCUCCAAUAUGAAGAAAGAAAAUGAAGGCAAUGAUGCUUCAGGUUUUGAUGAGAUGAAUUUUCACAAUUCUGUCAGAGAGAGGGAGAACGCAUCUGUUGGAGGGGACAAGCAUUUUGCUGAUGAGUUGUUGGUGUUAGGGACAAAGAGAGGCAGCAAAAGUGAGGGAGCUUGUGGUAUUUUAGACGAUAAUGCUCACAGUCAGUCAAAGCUAAAGGUCAAGGAAAUUCGUAGACGCAGCCUGAAUGAGCUGACAUCGAAAGACUUGUAUCAGAUAUUGCGAUGGCUGUAUGUUAGAAUAGACAAUCCAGCAGAGGUUCUUGUGAGCAUGUAUAUUGGUGGGAUUUUGAAAUGUGGACCAAAGAUGAAAGAUGGGAAAAUUAUAGAGAGUUCCGAAGAUUCUAAAUGUCACACACGUGGAUCAUUCAAAGUCAAUGCCAAAAGAAAUAUUCAAGAGCAAGAGCACUUGUCUGUUAUGGAUUCAGAUUCAUUUUGCUGUGUCUGUGGAAGCUCAAAUAAAGACGAAGUUAAUUGCUUACUAGAGUGUGAUCAAUGUCUAAUCAAAGUACACCAGGCUUGCUAUGGUGUUUCCAGAGUUCCUAAAGGUCAUUGGUAUUGCAGACCUUGCCGUGCUGGUGCAGAAAAUACUGUUUGCGUGCUUUGUGGUUAUGGUGGUGGGGCCUUGACUCAGGCACUUCGGGGUCGUGCAAUAGUGAAAAGCCUUUUGAAAGCUUGGAGCUUCGGAACAGAAUGCAGGCCUAAAAAUUCAGAUUCUUCUGCCAUAACAUUGCAGGAUGAAUUUAGCAUGUUGCAUUCCCCAGGAUCUGCACUUGAAAAUAACUCGUAUCCGGUUUUAAGACCUAAAAAUAUUGAGCCAUCCUCUUCGUCUGGUUGGAGUAUCAAUAUGCAGAACCAAUUGGAUAGUUUACCAAAUUCCUUGUCUUGUGUUAGUAAUCCAAAGGUACAUAACAGCAUUACAGCUGGAGUACUUGAUUCCGCUGUUAAGCAGUGGGUUCACAUGGUUUGUGGCCUUUGGACUCCUGGGACACGAUGCCCAAAUGUUGAUACCAUGAGUGCUUUUGAUGUGUCAGGUGCUUCAUACCCUGGAGCAAGUACGGGCCUGUUGCAAAGUGAGGUUGAAGGGGUAGACAAUGAAAAUGUUGGCUUUUAUGGGAGAUGUGCACUUCAUGCUAUGCAUGCAACAGGUGAAUAUUCAUGUGAUGCUGCCAACAAUGAAGCGGGUUGUAUAGGAGAAAAGGAAGAGAUUUGUGCCAGGACUGAGGGCUAUAAGGGACGGAAACGAGAUGGCUUUUGGCAUGGUAUUCAUGGUCAAUCAAAAGGGAAUGGUGGAUGCCUUGUUCCUCAGGAGCAGUUUAAUGCUUGGAUGCACAUUAAUGGACAGAAGUCACACACUGGGCUUUCUAAGUUGCCUCUGUCAGAUGUGGAGCAUGAUUGUCGGAAAGAAUAUGCUCGUUAUAAACAAGCUAAGGGUUGGAAAUAUUUGGUUGUUUACAAGUCUGGCAUCCAUGCCCUUGGACUUUACACAUCCCGAUUCAUCCAUCGUGGUGAAAUGGUGGUCGAGUAUGUGGGUGAGAUUGUUGGGCAACGCGUGGCUGAUAGAAGAGAGAACGAUUAUGGAAGAAAGCUGCAAUACAAGAGUGCUUGCUACUUCUUCAGGAUUGACAAAGAGCAUAUAAUUGAUGCAACUCGGAAAGGUGGCAUUGCUCGUUUUGUCAAUCAUUCAUGUCUGCCAAAUUGCGUUGCCAAAGUGAUUUCUGUGAGGAAUGAAAAGAAGGUAAUGCAAAAUGCUGUUCUAGUAUCUUUCUCCAAGAUCAUUAUUUACUUGUACUUGCUUGGACAACCGAAGUGA